UUUGCAUUUAGGCCAAUUUGACCAAUCUCCUUUUAAUCCUAUAAUGCGAUUCAAGAAUAGGAAAGCCAAUGACCUCUAUCUGUCAAAUGUCGCUUGAAAAGUACGGAUUGCAAAAAGAACUUGGAACCUUUUUUUAGUAUUCCGUUAAUUCAAGAAUAAAAACCAAACAUUUGUAAACAAACAAUAACAAAUAUUGAUAAUUAAUAUCGGUUGAUAUUUUUUUUCAUUUAUUGAGCUUUGGUCAUGAAUGGUUGAUAACCUAAAUCGUCAACCAAAUGUCACUUUAAGUUGCAUUCAGAAACUCGAUUUCAAAAUUUCAUUUACAUAAAGGAUGCAUGUGCGUAUGUGACCUAGUAAUAGUGCAUGAUUAUUCAUAACUACUCCGGCGGUAAUGCAGAGAUGUGCGGAAUAGAAGAGCUAAGUAGAUUCUGAUUAAUGUUUUUCUCACAGUCUUAAUAAAUAAAUAUUAUUAAAAAUCGGUGGUUGCUUGUUCUCACUUAAUCUUAGUAAAUAAGUUUUAUUAAAUAAAAACUUUAUUUGCUCACUCUACUUAUUUGGUUUGAAUUGACAGCUAUGACAUCACAAAAUGGCGCCCAGUAGGUCCUAUUCUUAGUUGAAUCGCAUUAUAAUCGGUUCAACGGUUUAGUGUGAGAAGGCAACAGACAGACAGUAAAGCAAACCGACAGGCAGACACAUUUACAAUAUUAAGUAUCAUAAAUUAUGGAUAACAUUAAGUCACGCAUAACCAUUUAUGGAUAGAUUUUGUGAUUAUCUAUUUUUGUUAAUCAGUUUUGCUUCGGCAAAGAAACUUCCCAACCCAGAUUGCAGAACAAAAUAUACUUACAAAGGCAAAUGGAACGCACGGCAAUGCAGUGGGCGAGGAAGGAAAGGGGAGAAGUGCGGUCGACAAAGCAAAUACAUAUUCAAGGGCGAAUACACGCUCGCGUCAGUACGAUACAAAGCGUCGUGUUUUGAAUACGUUUCGUAUAUUCCGUGAAGUUUUAAUAACAAUGCCAUCUUGUUUGUUCAAACAUUGUAAAAACAGUUCUCAAACUCAAAAAAAGGAAGAUGGAAUAUCAUUUCAUAGGUUUCCGACAGAUAUCGAUUUAUAUGCUGAAUGGCUUUCUAUUGUACGUAAAAGCAGGAAAGAUAAUAGUUGGCGCCCGUCAAAAUUUUGUGUUGUCUGCUCAUCUCAUUUUAGAGACGAAGAUGUCUAUUUUACAGACAAAGGUCGUAGGUUAUUAAAAAGAAAAUCAAAACCGACACAGAAUUUAGGUGUGCCCCCACAAUCAUUGGAAAUACCAAGUGAUGCAAGUGGUAGUUCGAAAUGUCCAGUAGAAAAUGCAACCGUUGAAGAAGAUAAUGCUGCAUUAAAUUCCUCUGGUGUUAAUCAAAAACCAGAAACCUGUGAUGAGGAGAAUCUUGACGACACCGAAUUGAAUGAAUCGGACUUACAAUCAAUAUUUGAUGAUCCUCAAACAAGUAAUUUGAGAAGACAACUGAGAAAACAUCAGUAUUUAAAGCUUGUUACAAGGCGAAAGGUAAAAGCAUUACAAGAAACAGUUCGUCGUCUAAGAAAAAGGAAUAUUUUUCUGAAGAAAACUUUAAAAGACCUUAAACUAAAAACAUGUGCACAUUGUGGUAGGUACCCAAAUCUUUAGAAGGAAAAUAUUUUAGUUGCAAAUUAAAUGUUUUUUUU
This is a messenger RNA of Chilo suppressalis (striped riceborer), 1699 nucleotides long. Lineage: Eukaryota; Metazoa; Arthropoda; Insecta; Lepidoptera; Crambidae. The record is from the annotation of a GenBank genome assembly.